GGCGGGUGCCGGUAACCCGCGCUAGCUGCCUUGGCUCCCCCGCACCGUAGAUGUCAAAGGCUGAAGCUGCUCCCUUUGCCACAUUAUAACUAGUAGGGGAUCCUCAUCGACCAUGGCCACAGCUGCCUCGAAUCCCUACAGCAUUCUCAGUUCCAGCUCCCUGGUCCAUGCGGACUCUGCGGGCAUGCAGCAGGGGAGUCCUUUCCGCAACCCUCAGAAACUUCUCCAAAGUGAUUACUUGCAGGGAGUUCCCAGCAAUGGGCAUCCCCUCGGGCAUCACUGGGUGACCAGUCUGAGCGACGGGGGCCCGUGGUCCUCUACACUGGCCACUAGCCCCCUGGACCAGCAGGACGUGAAGCCUGGGCGUGAAGACCUGCAACUGGGUGCGAUCAUCCAUCACCGCUCUCCACACGUAGCCCAUCACUCGCCGCACACUAACCAUCCGAACGCCUGGGGGGCGAGCCCGGCUCCAAACCCGUCCAUCACGUCAAGCGGUCAACCCCUCAACGUGUACUCGCAACCGGGUUUCACGGUGAGCGGCAUGUUGGAGCACGGGGCGCUCACCCCACCGCCGCCCGCCGCCUCUGCACAGAGCCUGCACCCGGUCCUCCGAGAGCCUCCGGACCACGGCGAACUGGGCUCACACCACUGCCAGGACCACUCGGACGAGGAGACGCCAACCUCGGAUGAGUUGGAACAGUUCGCCAAACAAUUCAAACAAAGAAGAAUCAAGUUGGGUUUCACGCAGGCCGACGUGGGGCUGGCGCUGGGUACACUGUACGGCAACGUGUUCUCGCAGACCACCAUCUGCAGGUUCGAGGCCUUGCAGUUGAGCUUCAAGAAUAUGUGCAAGCUGAAGCCUCUGCUGAACAAGUGGCUGGAGGAGGCGGAUUCGUCCACAGGGAGUCCGACCAGCAUUGACAAGAUCGCCGCGCAGGGCCGCAAGCGCAAGAAGCGAACCUCUAUCGAGGUGAGUGUCAAGGGCGUACUGGAGACGCAUUUCCUCAAGUGUCCCAAGCCUGCCGCGCAGGAGAUCUCCUCGCUGGCAGACAGCCUCCAGUUGGAGAAAGAAGUGGUGCGUGUCUGGUUCUGUAAUCGAAGACAAAAAGAGAAAAGAAUGACUCCACCAGGGGACCAGCAGCCGCAUGAGGUUUAUUCGCACACCGUGAAAACAGACACGUCCUGCCAUGAUCUCUGACUGGAGGAAGUGAGGAGGCGGCGGCCGCACUGGGAGCAGCGCGGAUUUCUUUUUUCUUUCCCUCUAUUCCUUUCACUGUAACAUUCUUUAUUAUUGCUCUCUUUCUCUCUGAUUCAUUCUCUCUCUCUCUCUCUCUCUCUCUCUCUCUCUCUCCCUCCCUCCAUCCCUCCCUCCCUCCCUCCUUCCCUCUCCCCUCUUUCGUUGAUUCGUUCUUUCUUUCUAACGGGGGGGUUCUAACUUAUGUUGAGAAAGAAAACACACACUCACGCUCCUAUUCAGGCUACUCUAUGCGUAUACACACUUACAUUAAGCAGUCCAGGCGGGAACCUCAUAUUCCCUGCCAUGCGCACAGUCCCUUCCAACCUUUUCUGUUGAGCGGUACAUAUUGUUUACUCUGAGUAAGAUUUGUUUGGGUCACUCCUCUCUAGGAAGAGCAAGGAGUGGGAUAAUGUGGGGGCGGGGAGGGGAGGGGGAGAGGGGUGGGAAGACAGAUGUGUGCCUCUGAAUAACCUUCCAGCGCCUUGGUUAUAGCAGCUGUAUUUCAGGUGAAAUCUGUUUUACAAUAGACUAGUUUUGCAUUUUUUAAAACUUCUAUAGCGUUUCUAAAUGUCUGCGGUGUUUUACUACAAGCUGUACACAAUAUUUGUGAGAUAAUUUGUAUCUAAUCGACCACUCCACAUUAUUAUUGCUAUUAUUAUUAUUCCUUCAUUGAGCUGAUGGUUUUUUAAUUGCUUAGAAAAGGGAGGGGAGGCUGGGAGGAGGAGGAGGAGGGAAGAUGCCUACCCACCCACCUACUCCCAUCCCAAAUCUGUAUGGAGAAGGGAGGAUACAAUGGAGAGGGUUGCCGAUGAUGAUAUUGGUUAUAUAUAUAUAUAUUUUUUUCCGGGGGUUGGAGUGUCUGUUUUGGGCACAAUAGGCAACCCGAUUGGGUUUGCAAACUAGCGCGAAGUAGAAGAGGCGAUAUCGCAGCUUUUGGCCCUCCCUCCCAGAACUGUGGAACCCCUGCAGGCUUCCACAGCUUAGAUCCAGGUGCCUGCGAAGGAUUCGGCGGUGGCGCCGGUCUAAAAAGAGGUGGCCUGAGCGACUGGGGGGUUCCGAAUCCACUGCAGUCCGGGAUGCCUGCGAGCGAAGUUCCCCACAGGCCCGCAGUCUCUCCAGGGCGACAGCCCGCGCAACCCCACCUCGGCUCUCCUAGACGAAAGACUGCCUUCUCAAGCGAUUGCUUUCGCUGGAGACCACGACCCAGGGACGCUGGCGACAUACUGGGCCAGCGCCUCCCAGUUUGGUCCACCUCCACUUCUUCGCCCGUCCUGGAAGGAAGAAAUCCUCCGGGAGGGGUGGUGGGGUGAAAGGGGGGACAAGGCGCUCUCUGCUCAGUGCAGAACGACAAUGAAACGAUUGGCAAAGGUCACAGGGAUUCUGGUCCAGCCGCUGUCUGUGUGUUGGGAGCCUUCUCGGCUUCUCUGACAAGCACAGCUGGUGGAAGCCCACGGCGAGCGAGCGAGCUAGCGAGCGCCUGGGGGCGGCUGGGCUCCUGCUUUUUUAUCUCUCUGUGUGUAUGUGUCUCUGUGCGUGGGUGCGUGCGUGCGAGUGCAAACGUGUGUGUGUAGAUAGAUGUGCGUAUUGUAUUACUAUAUACAAAAAACAAAACUACAAAAAAAUCUCGCUAGGCUAUGUAGAGAUCCCAAAAAUAUGCAGUUGCUGUGGCUUUAUUGCUAGCCCUCAUGUCCACAUGCCAAGUCACAGGUGCACUUCAUUCCCAGCGAGCACCCAUGUGUGGGGCCGGUCAACCACCCAACACCCAGCCGCCGCCGGCGGGACCUGGCUGGGGACUCCACACGCCUGGGCUGGUCACCCUGCCUGACUUCCAGGAGCAGCUGCGGUAGACAAAGCUUCAAACUACCUAAGGACCAGAAAACCCCGGGCCCCAUUUCGAGGAUGCGCUAGUAUGGGCUGCCAGGCCUCUGGUCCAUCACACUGUGUCUCCCCCAGCUGCAGGUCCAAGAGCAUGUGUUAAUUCAAAUCCCGGACCCUUAUACUUUUUGUUGUCAAGCCUCUGCAUUCUGUUAGUACUUAGGCUUUAGUUCUGGGAUUUUUUUUUUUUUUCCGAACUGACUUCAUGUUUUACAACUGUUUGGGGUAUUUUGUUUGUUCCAAUUUUUUUCUUUGCAGUUAAAUGCUAUGGUUCAAACCUGAGUUAACCCAAAUAUUUCUGCCGACUUUAUAAUUGUACAGUUUUGUAUAUUAAACGUUUUUGAAGUUAUUAAUUUAAAAAAGAUCAUUUAGUUUAUUCAUUUAGUAACUGAUGUAUAAUAAACGCUAUUUUCAUUAAGAGUUGCUUUUUCAACUAUUUUAUUCAAAUUGCCUAUUGCAGUUGCCAACAAUUAUUUAUUUUCAAUAAAUUCUGCGUUGUGUUUAAAAGGAAAUUCUUUCAAAGAUGAGUUGGGUGUCAAAAAGAAAACAAUUCGCUGUAAUGUUUGAUGUGAACAGUUUUAGUCAAGGGGUUUAUAUUGACGCAAUAUUUUAUUGUUGUAAAAGAUUAAAAAGGUUUAAAUAAAACAUUUUUCCAAAAAACA
Messenger RNA from Oryctolagus cuniculus (rabbit), 3774 nucleotides. RefSeq names its product POU class 3 homeobox 4 (gene POU3F4). Gene Ontology annotation, biological process: brain development; regulation of transcription by RNA polymerase II. The record is from RefSeq and is a predicted model, not a curated record. Gene Ontology annotation, molecular function: RNA polymerase II cis-regulatory region sequence-specific DNA binding; DNA-binding transcription factor activity, RNA polymerase II-specific. Lineage: Eukaryota; Metazoa; Chordata; Mammalia; Lagomorpha; Leporidae. Gene Ontology annotation, cellular component: nucleus.